Molecule: messenger RNA, 7026 nt
Organism: Hipposideros armiger (great roundleaf bat)
Lineage: Eukaryota; Metazoa; Chordata; Mammalia; Chiroptera; Hipposideridae
Gene: ADGRG6
Product: adhesion G protein-coupled receptor G6
Exons: 25
Coding region: 578-4333 (1251 amino acids)
Biological process (GO): heart trabecula formation; myelination in peripheral nervous system; adenylate cyclase-activating G protein-coupled receptor signaling pathway
Cellular component (GO): plasma membrane
Molecular function (GO): laminin binding; G protein-coupled receptor activity
Source: RefSeq, a predicted model, not a curated record
GGCCUCCGGGGCCCGGCCAGACGCCGCGCGCGGCCGGGGCAGCCGCACCUGAGUCCGUAGCGCGGGCCAAGCCUCGGCGCCGGAAGCGCGGGUGGAGUGGCCCAGCCCCCGGAGCGGCCCGAGCCCGCGGGGAAGCGGUGGGGGCGCGAGACCCACACCGGGGGGACCACGUGCUGCCUGGCGCCGGCAGGGGCGAGGACCUGCCGAGUCGGACCCCUCCACCCGCUCGCCCACCCGCGCCCGGCCCCGGGCGCCUAGCAUCAGCUGUCUCCACCGUCCCGACCUAACUUUCCUUCAACUCCGCAGCGAGGAACCUGCCGCCCAGCCCGCCCCCUGGCCCCGGGGAGCCGCGCUUGCACCCCCGCAGCGCCGUCCUUCCACCUUGCGCCGCCCCUAGCGCGGGCGAGGAGGGGUUGCGGGCGAGCCCCAUGAACUCUCCAGAAAGAGCGUGAGUGAGGGUCCGGCAGCUGCGCUCAGUCCGGGCGCCCAGGGUCUUCUUUGGGGGAGCUCCGAGCAGCAGCGAGACCGCGGAGGAUGACCGUGCGACCCCUGGGAACCUCAGCGCAGUAAUGCCAACAUGAUGUUUCACUCAGGUCGAAUGUGGAGCUGUCAUUGGAAGUGGAAGCCAAGUUCUCUUUUGUUCUUAUUUGCUUUAUACAUUGUCUGUGUUCCUCACUCAGUGUGGGGAUGUGCCAACUGCAGGGUUGUGCUAUCCAGCCCUUCUGGGUCCUUUACUUCUCCAUGCUACCCGAACGACUACCCUAACAGCCAAGCUUGCAUGUGGACCCUCCGAGCCCCCACUGGCUACAUCAUUCAGAUAACGUUUAACGACUUCGACAUCGAAGAGGCUCCCAAUUGCAUUUACGACUCAUUAUCCCUUGAUAAUGGAGAGAGCCAGACUAAAUUUUGUGGAGCAACUGCUAAAGGCCUAUCAUUUAACUCAAGUGCGAAUGAGAUGCAUGUGUCCUUUUCAAGUGACUUUAGCAUCCAGAAGAAAGGGUUCAAUGCCAGCUACAUCAGAGUUGCUGUGUCCUUACGGAAUCAAAAGGUCAUUUUACCCCAGCCGCUAGAUGUUUACCAGGUAUCUGUUGCAAAAAGUGUCUCUGUUCCAGAGCUCAGCGCUUUCACACUCUGUUUUGAAGCAACCAAAAUUGGCAAGGAAGACAGUGAAUGGACAGCUUUCUCCUACUCAAAUGCAUCCUUCCCACAAUUACUCAGUUUUGGGAAGGCCAGGAACGGCUACUUUCUAUCUAUUUCUGGCUCACAGUGCUUACUCAACAGUGCAUUACCUGUAAAGGAUAAAGAAGACAUUUUCACAGAAAGCUUUGAGCAGCUCUGCAUCGUUUGGAAUAAUUCUUUGGGCUCUGUUGGUGUACAUUUCAAAAGAAACUAUGAAGCAGUUCCAUGCAAUUCUACCAUUAGCAAAGUUAUUUCUGGGAAUGGGAAAUUGUUGUUGGGCUCCAAUCAAAAUGAAAUUGCCUCUCUAAAAGGGGACAUUUAUAACUUUCGACUUUGGAAUUUUACCAUGAAUUCCAAAACCCUCUCCAACCUCAGCUGUAAUGUGAAAGGGAAUGUGGUCGACUGGCAAAAUGACUUUUGGACUAUCCCUGCCCUAGCUCUCAAAGCUGAAAGCAACCUAAGCUGCGGUUCCUACCUGAUCCCACUCCCAGCAGCGGAACUAGCCAACUGCGCGGACUUGGGGACCCUCUGCCAAGCUACUGUAAGCUCUCCUAGUACUGCAUCACCCAUUGUCACCACUAACCUGCCUGUUACUAACAGAAUCGAUAAACAAAGCGAUGAUGGAAUUAUCUAUAGAAUUUCCAUAGUGAUUCAAAACAUCCUUCGUCAUCCUGAGGUAAAAGUACAGAGCAAGGUGGCAGAAUGGCUCAAUUCAACCUUCCAAAAUUGGAACUACACUGUUUAUGUGGUUAAUAUCAGCUUCCACCUGAGCAUGGGCGAGGACAAGAUUAAAGUCAAGAGAAGCAUCACGGAUGACCAAAGGUUGGCGAUUUGGGCCCUUCUAGUUUACAAUGUUACCAACAAUCUCAAUUUAGAAGGAAGAAUCAUUAAGCAGAAGCUCUUAAAAAAUAAUGAGUCCUUGGAUGAUGGCUUGAGGCUAGCUACAGUGAAUGUGAAGCAACUGGCUUUUUGUAGUGCCAAUGAGAAUCCUACAGGCUAUAAAUGGGACGACGUGGAACCUGGGGAGUACAAGCGCACAUGUCUAGGGAAGCCGGGCUCUUUUGCCUUACGGACAUGCUACCGUGACCCUGUCAACAAAUCUUUCGCCUUCUGGGGGCCUCCUGAUCUCUCCAAUUGUUCAAGGGAAGCAAAUGAAGUUGCCAAUGAGAUUUUAAAUUCAACUAGUGAUGGGCAGAUCUUAAGUUCGGCCAAUAUUACCAACAUUGUAGAACAGGUCAAAAGGAUUGUGAAUAAAGAAGAAAACAUUGAUAGAACUCUCGGCUCAACUUUAAUGAAUAUAUUUUCUAAUAUCUUAACCAGUUCAGACAGGGACUUGCUUGACUCUUCUUCUGAAGCUUUAAAAACAAUUGAUGAAUUGGCCUUCAAAAUAGACCUAAAUAGCACAUCACCAGUGAAUAUUACAACUCGGAAUUUGGCACUUGGAGUAUCAUCCCUUUCUCCAGGGACUAGUGAAAUUUUAAAUUUUAGCAUCGGUCUUCCAAGCAUUAAUGAACCAUAUUUCCAGAUGGAUUUUGAGAGUGGACAGAUGGAUCCAUUGGCUUCUGUAAUUUUGCCUCCAAGCUUACUUAAGAAUUUAAGUCAAGAUUAUUCUGUAUUAGUUAAAAGAGCACAGUUUACUUUCUUCAAUAAAACUGGACUUUUCCAGGAUGUCAAAGCCAAGAGCAGCACCUUAGUGAGUUACGUGAUGGCAUGCAGCAUUGGAAACAUCACUGUCCAGAAUCUGAAGGAUCCGGUCAGAAUUACAAUCAAACAUACAAGAAACCAGACAGGGCACCACCGUCCCGUCUGUGCCUUCUGGGAUCUGAACAAAAACGGAAGUUCUGGAUUUUGGAAUACAUCAGGAUGUACCGCACACACAGGUUCAGAUGCGAGCGAGACGGUCUGCCUGUGUGACCACCUCACACACUUUGGAAUUCUGAUGGACCUUUCGGGAGCUGGUUCACAGAUGAGUGCGCAAAACACUAAAAUUCUCACCUUCAUCUCCUACGUUGGGUGUGGACUGUCGGCUAUUUUUUCAGCAGCAACUCUCCUGACAUAUAUUGCUUUUGAAAAAUUGCGAAGGGAUUAUCCCUCCAAAAUCUUGAUGAACCUGAGUACAGCCCUGCUGUUCCUGAAUCUCGUCUUCCUCUUGGAUGGCUGGGUCACCACAUUUCAUGUGGAUGCACUCUGCACUGCCAUUGCAGCCUUGCAGCAUUUCUUCCUUUUGGCAACCUUUACCUGGAUGGGGCUAGAAGCCAUUCACAUGUACAUUGCUCUGGUGAAAGUAUUUAACACGUACAUUCGCCGGUACAUACUGAAGUUCUGCGUCCUUGGCUGGGGGUUGCCUGCCUUGGUCGUGUCAGUUGUUCUAGCGAGCAGAAACCAAAAUAAGGUCUAUGGGAAAACAAAGUAUGGAAAAGAAGAAGGUGAUGAAUUCUGUUGGAUUCUGGAUGACGUCGUCUUUUUCGUGACCUGUGCUGGGUAUUUUGGAGUCAUGUUUUUCCUGAACGUCGCCAUGUUCGUCGUGGUAAUGGUGCAGAUCUGUGGGAGGAACGGCAAGAGGACCAACCGGACACUGCGCGAAGAGGUGCUGCGGAACCUGCGCAGCGUGGUCAGCCUGACGUUUCUGCUGGGCAUGACGUGGGGGUUCGCUUUCCUUGCCUGGGGACCCAUAUAUGUCCCUUUCACGUACCUCUUCUCCAUCUUCAAUUCGUUACAAGGCUUGUUUAUAUUUAUCUUCCACUGUGCUAUGAAGGAGAACGUCCAGAAGCAGUGGAGGCGGCAUCUCUGCUGCGGCAGAUUCCGGUUAGCAGACAACUCAGACUGGAGUAAGACAGCUACCAAUAUCAUCAAGAAAAGUUCUGAUAAUCUAGGAAAAUCUUUGUCCUCAAGCUCCAUUGGUUCCAACUCAACCUACCUUACAUCCAAAUCUAAAUCCAGCUCUACUACCUACUUCAAAAGGAAUAGCCAUACCGACAAUGCUUCCAUGGACAAGUCCUCAUCAAAACUGACCCAUGCUGAUGGAGAACAAACAUCAAUCAUCCCUGUUCACCAGGUCAUUGAUAAGGUCAAGGGUUAUUGCAAUGCUCAUUCAGAUAACUUCUAUAAAAAUAUUAUCAUGUCAGACACCUUCAGCCACAGCACAAAGUUUUAAUGUCUUUGCUAUAAGAGCAAGGAAUCAGUCUGCAGAAAUGUGACGAUCUACAAGCAGUGAAAACUGUGACUAGCAGAUGUAAACGUGCUGUUACCUAGGUAACUGCAUAUGUAUAUAUAUGAGGAAUGUAUUUUGGUAAGAAGGCUUUUAUGAAAUUAAAAAUCUGUCUUUUCAGUGUAUUUCUUCCGUUGGGUAGUUUCCACCAUCACUAAACCUUCAGUACUGACAGCAAAAUGACUCAGUAGCCGCAGGGAAUAUGAUUUUUUUAAAUGUGUAAUUGAAUCAGACUAAUCAGAUCUUGGGGAGAUAUAGAGGACAAGCGAGAAACAGAGCUAGGGAGAAACCCUAAUUUAGAACUCAUUUGCAUCCUACCCAAUAAUUAGGUGUGGAUAUGGCCAUUUUCUUCAUCAUCUUCUCAACCAUCAAAGCAUACUAAUAUUUAUAAAGUAUUUUGACACCCACAAGUCUCAUUUCAUUGCUAGUUUCUAUGAGAAAAUAGCAUUUCCUUGUUUUCAAUGAAAUUUUAACCACAGAUACAAAGAAUGUUUAAUAUCCGACCCAAAUAUUCGAAAGGAAUUUUUUCAUAUUACACCAAAUGUUUAACGUUAAAUGCCUUAACAUGCUUAAGAAAGAAAGAGUUCCCCAAAUUUGGACCUAGUUAAUAUGAGGCCAUAUAAAUUUCUACUAUCCUAUUCACUUAUCCUAUUCAAGACACAAGGCUUAAGCGUCAUUAAUUAUAAUUUAAUCUCAUACAUUUGAAUUAACGUUAGUGUUGAUGUUCCAAUAAUGUGGACUUCCCAGGAGUUGUUGAGGAAUGAAUCUCUUAGACCUCUGCUUUUGUUCCUCUCCUGAACAUUGAGCCCACGGGCUCAUGGGAGGAAUGAGAAUUUCCAUUAGGCAAGCUCUGCAGAGAAGUCUCUCCCUUUUAGGGAAUACAACCAUUAAGACUCUCUCUUCCUGUCCUUGCUCUGCAGACUUUAAGACAUUUACAGUUGCACAAAUGCAAAGCCUCUUACUUCCCCUUUUAAGAGUUCUGUUCCAAGGAAUAUAAACUGAGACUUGUGGAUGACUUAUCAUAAUCAAGAUAAUUUAUAAACAUGUGGGUCUACAAUUGCUAGCCUAAAAACUAUCUGUACAUAAGUCCUCUGAUUAUAAGAGCCAGAGGAGGUCUGGCAAGAUAGAUGGUGUGUUAUUUAUGGAUUAGGUUUCUGCAUACAAGCCAUGCAUAAUAUUAAGCAGCUUACCUAACUUUCAAACUCUCCUGAAUAAUAUGCUUGCUAGGGAAUGUGUAGGAGACCACAUUUUAAUUGUUCUUAAAUGAUGGAGUUGUAUCCAGUUUCUUAGAAAUCGGUCUCAGUACAUGCUGUACCCUUACAUUUACUCUGGGCUGUCUGGGAAGUAUCAGGUUCUGGGAGGUGGCAGCCUAAGCAAUGAGAAGAGACAUUCUGGAGCCAAUCUGCUUAAAGGCAGAAGCCAGAACUGAGCACCUGGGGGUCUUUCCCUCUGCUCAGAAAGCAGGUAACACUUGGUUAGAGACACAGGAGAAUGUUCAGGCUCUGCAGCCACCAAGGGGCCCUUUACCUUUUGCUGAUCUUCAGUCAUGAAGCUAUUUGCCAGACUUGAAUGGGUGACAAGAUAAUGCGGUAGUGGGUUUUUAUUCCAUUGCAGUAAGGUGGAGCACUGUCCUGGAAGACCUGAGCACUGCCCAGCUUGGCUUUCACAGGGAAAGGGUGUAAAUAGUAGGAAGGAUAGUAAACCUUAAGGUCACUAGGAUUCACUGCAGUAGAGCCAGAUCUGUUCCUGUAGGCAUAUAUUAACAGGCUGCUUUUUCCGGUUGAGGUUAUGUAUAGAUGAAAAUUAAUCUUAGUCACUGAAUCUUCAUAUACGUUCCCCCCAAGCCUUAGAGAGUCUUAUAGAACUUAAUUAGCUUUCUACUGUGAGAUUUCUACCUGAAAGUGCUUAUUGAAUUAAUAGUAAUUAAGAAAUAGCUUCAAAAAUGGCUUUGAUUUCUACUCAUAUUUAUCUACAUCUGGGGGAACUUUUUUUUUUCAUAUUUGCCAAAAAUGUCAGCUCCAUUUUAGAAAUUUCCAGUAACGAGGUAAGGAAAUAUGUAGAAACAGAUGAAUAGAAAUGGAUAUAAAAGACGGAGCCAAAUUCGUUUAGCCCCCUCAGAACAGAAUUACAGGAAUUAGGCUGUGGAGUAAAAAUUUAGUUUAACUGAACUUUGAAGAUAGUAUCAAUUCGGACUCUGGUUUUUUUUUUCUUUCUUUCUUCUUUUUCCUCUUUUUUUUUUUUUAAACUACAUUGUGUUAGAGUCUUACUCAAGGCUCCUGAGAUGUUUUCUGUCCUUGUCACCAUUCCUUGUACUGUAAAGCUUUUCUUUGUGCAUUGUUGGCAUAGACUCUUUUGUACAUAUUUAUUUAUUUGUGUUUAUGAAUGUCAGCUUGUUUUAGCUUUGUAUCGCCUGGCUCUGUUAUUUUAAUUAACUUUUUGUUGGAGAGACUGUAUAUAUUUUUUUCUAAAUACUUUGUGAAAUAGUUUUCUAUAGCAAUAUCUUUGAAUAUGAUGAAUAAAAGUGACUGUGAGGGCAAAUUAAAAUUAAUAGUAAGAAGCUACUAUGGCUGAUUGGCCAUUUUACCUAAAUGGAAAAUGUUUUUCAAAUAAAUACUUAAUGUUGUUUGUGUUCCAAAUUA